AUACAAUGAUAUGAUUACGAUAAGUUAUUAAAAUAAGACAACGAUUAUUUUAAGCAUUCUAAUGUUGUUUUACACCGCACUACUCUAGAAUGUGAAAUAGAACAAUCAAAAAGAGACACGGAAUUCUCCGAGUGGCUAUGCAUAACUCAGGCGGUGGCGGUGGCGGUGGCGGUGUGUGCCACGUGGUGGCGAUGCCGUUUCCGGGAAGAGGGCACAUCAACCCCAUGAUGAACCUGUGCAAGAUCCUUGCAUGCAAAAGACCGAACGAGAUUCUCAUAACCUUCGUGGUCACGGAGGAGUGGCUCGGCUUCAUCGGCGCCGAUCCCAAGCCGGACGCCAUACGCCUGAUCCUCGGCUGCGUUGAGCUCCGGUGGCCCAUCGCGCUCGCCAACCGCAGGAAUAUUCCGGUGGCUGCGUUUUGGACCAUGUCGGCGUCGUUUUACUCCAUGUUACAUCACCUUCAUGUCUUCGCACCACACCCGGAUAUUACCGUUUCUAUAGAUACGCUCGAUGAAGAAGCAAGCAACAUCCCAGGAAUUUCUUCAGCUCAUUUGACAGACCUUCGAACUGUACUUCAUGACAACGAUCAACGAGUCCUGCAGCUUGCAUUGGAAUGUAUUUCGAAAGUUCCCAAAGCAAAUUAUCUUUUACUCACAACAGUCCAAGAGUUAGAAGCUGAAAUAAUUGAAUCCUUAAAAGCUAUUUUCCCCUUUCCAGUCUAUCCUACUGGCCCUGCAAUACCUUAUUUAGAACUAGGAGAAAGCCCUUCUUACGUGAACAAUGAUCAUAGUCAUGACUACUUAAAAUGGCUAGAUUCUCAGCCACCUGAAUCAGUAUUGUACAUUUCUUUGGGUAGUUUUCUUUCAGUGUCCAGUGCCCAAAUGGAUCAAAUUGCUGAAGCACUAAAUAAUAGCAACAUUCGUUACCUUUGGGUGGCUCGAGCUGAUGCUUCUUGGUUGAAAGACAAGUGUGGUGAUAAGGGCAUGGUGGUGCCAUGGUGUGACCAAUUGAAGGUGUUGUGUCAUUCUUCCAUAGGUGGAUUUUGGAGCCAUUGUGGAUGGAAUUCCACUCUUGAAGCUCUCUUUGCUGGGGUGCCAAUGCUGACAUUCCCUCUUUUCUUGGAUCAAGUUCCAAAUAGCAGCCAAAUUGUAGAUGAGUGGAAGAAUGGGUGUAAGGUACAGACAUCAAAGUUGGGCAGUGAAGAGAUUGUGGCAAAAGAAGAGAUAGAAGAACUGGUUAAGAGGUUUAUGGAUGUUGAAAGCCAAAAGGGAAAGGAGAUCAGAGACAGGGCUAGAGAAAUCAAGGUUAUGUGUCACAGAGCGAUUGCCACAGGUGGAUCCUCAGAUGGAAACCUUGAUGCAUUCAUUAGAGACAUUUCAAAACCACUGACGCAUUGAGCAACUAUAAAGUGUUGGAUAUUGUAUUUAACCUUGUAAAAUGUCUUGUAACUGAAAGUGAGUUUGACCUUUUACAUACAUUAAGCAAUUUGAGAUCCGCAUGCUACUUA
Cajanus cajan (pigeon pea) is the source of this 1507-nucleotide messenger RNA. The record is from RefSeq and is a predicted model, not a curated record. NCBI's taxonomy places the organism in Eukaryota, Viridiplantae, Streptophyta, Magnoliopsida, Fabales, Fabaceae.